GGCUGCAAUGGCGGCGAGCCUCCUCCGUCGCUCUCCCUCGCAGCGCGCGCGAAGCAGAGAAGCAGCGCCGACUCCAUGAUCGGUCGACGCUCUUCUCCCUCCUUGGAUCGCCAAAAGCUUGGUGCUUGAGCCCCUCUCCGCCUCGCCUCCCUCCCUCCCUCCCUCUCUGCCAAUCGUUCGUCGGUGCUCUGGUCGGUUUGAAUCGUCGAAGCCAUCCUUCCUGACCGGCGCGGCCGGUCUUCUAUCGGAGCGGCCGCGGAGGCGGCGGGGGGGAGCCGGCUACUCGAGCGAGGGCUCGCGCCGCCCGUGUUGAUUCUCGGGCGACGUCGCGAUGGAGGAUUCGGAGUUGAUGCCCCCGUUUCCUCUGCGCAAGAGGCCGCGCCUCAAGAGCGAGACCUGCGAGACCCUGGUUCGCAUCUUCUCCCUCUGCGGCGACCCGAACUACGCACCGCGCGUCGUCAAAUUCGAUACCCACUUGCCAAGUUCAGAUGAUGCCCAUGAUGACCAGGGUGAAAACACUGGAGAGGCAGUUUGUGACCAAGGUCAAGGUGAGUUGGAAGUGGCCGGUUCAAAUUGUAAACCACUAGAACAUUCAUCAGCACAGAAAGACGGUUUUCCCAUUGUGGGAGAAUCCGAAAGUGUUCAGAAAUCAAAUGUUGCUGAUGGACAUUUCGAAGGUCUAAGCUCUCAGGACAGAGAAUCUAGUGAAGUGCAAGUUACAAUGGAUGAGAUGGCCCAUAGAGCGGAUGGAGAAUACGGUGUCAAUCUUUCAACACCAAAGGAUGAGAUGGUCAUGGGGAGCAUUUUAGGCAUUAAUAUAGAAGAAAGUGGAUAUGAAUUGGAGCACAUGGACAUGGACGAUAUAAGCAUCCUAUUGAAUGAUGAAGGCAUUGCACCUGUUCAUCAGGAUAAUUCUACAGUGGAGCUCACGGAUGAUCAACGCCAUGUCAGUGGUGUCGUGGCUUCAUUAAGUACCAAUCAAGAGCUUUCUGGUGAACAAAUAGUUGUAGAUGAUCCUACAAGUAUGAGUCACCUGCAAGGAGAUUUAAAUGACCAUAGUCAAAAGAUUGCAAUUGGCUCUGCUCCUACUCCAAUGCAGAGUGUGGACGAGAAAUAUCCACUCUCAGCAACCAAGGCAUUGACUGGAGAGAAUGAAAUACAACAUCCAUGUACGGGAGACACGGAUGUGCAUCUCCCAGAUAGUACAUUAAAUUUGCCUCAGGAAGUGACAGAAGAACAAGAGGUUGAGGAGGGGGAAAUUUCUGACAGCAUUAGGGUGGAUGGAACAUUGUCUAAUAUGCGUUUGGAUGAUAUUGCUGGGUCGACUAAGUUGCUCAACACUGAGCAAGUGUCUGAAUGCAUUGCACUUAUGGAGAGUGUCACUGAUGAAGGACAAAAAGGGAAAAACAAAACAGAAUCUGGAGCCUCUUCUUUCAGUGCUGGAAUGGACUGUGAUGUUGCUAAUGUGAGAAAAGCUGAAAACCAUGAAAAUAAUGGGGGGAAGAAGAUUUGUGAACCUCAAAUGGCUUUUCAUGGAAAGUCAAUGGUUUUGGAAGCUGAAAAAGUAGGUACAGAUCGUCCUUCAACUGAAGAUAAAAAAGCCAAAAAGCAUGGUUGCAUAUUCAGUGAAGACGUGCCCGAUCACGCAAGUCGAUGUAACGAUAUAGUUUCCUAUGCAGAUAUUUAUUUGGAAAAGAAAUCUGGGGACCAAGGGGCUGUAACUACCAUGAAGGAGUCUCAAGAUAAGAAAAAACGGCGUACUCUUAGCAAAGAAAGGAAGGAGAAGAAAAAGCUAAAGGAACGAAGAAAGAGAGCACAAAAGAAUAGAGAGCUUGGGGUAAAAAGGUUGAAAUUGCAACCAGUGCUGAAAGAAAAAACAGUUACAUAUUGCCGCCAUUAUCUCCAGGGAAGAUGCACCGAGGGAGAGAAGUGCAAAUUUUCACAUGAUACCGUGCCUUUGACGAAAUCUACAAAGCCUUGCUGUCAUUUUGCACGAAAUUCAUGCAUGAAAGGAGAUGAUUGUCCAUUUGAUCAUCAGCUCUCCAAGUAUACUUGCAGCAAUUAUGCAUCCAAAGGCUUUUGUAGCAGAGGCAACAACUGUAUGUUUUCACAUAAGAUGGAAGAUUCUACAAUUGCUUCAAACACUUGCAAUAAUGAAUCAAAUCAUCUAGCUAUGCCAUUGAUUCCUAAGAAGCAACUAGGCACAAUUGUUGGCUCCCACAAGAACAACGCCCAUACUGCGUCAGACACUUCCCGUGCUUCUUUCAAGUACUUAAAACCGAACAUGACAGGCUCUUCAACAAACUCACCAGUGGUCAGACCUGAAAGAGGUAGCUCUGAAUCUGCUGAGAAAUCCUCAUUGAUUUCUUUCAACAAGUCAGAAAUGGGCAGUUCAUCUGCAAAAGAUGGUUCCAUUCAUAGUGGAGAAGAUGCUUCUGGCACAGUUCAAAACGUGAACGCAAUUUUGAAGACCACACCACUAUUGCCACCAAAAGGAGUAAAUUUUCUAUCAUUUGGUUCUUCGUUGAAUCAGACAGAUUCUAAGAAACCAGCUAACUUCCUUUUCAAUGCAAGUAACGUGAAUAUGCUCAAACAUGCUCCCUCAACUCAACAGAAGGGUGAUAGCGCCCAGAUUGUUAAUGAUGUAAGCCAACCAAUGUCAAUGUUCCCCAAUUCAAAUGAAGCGACAAAAAGGACUGAGCUGGUAGUAAAACCACCGAACUUGAAGCUUUUCUCCGCAAGGAAGGCUUUACUUCACGACUCUAUAACUAGAGAACAAUCUGGCUCCAGUUCUGUUGGUAAUGACGCUAUUGACAGAUCUCUGCAAGGGAAACCAAGUUCCUCUAGUACGACACAGAGCUCUAGCAUGACAACAUGGAAGCUGCCAGUUUCUCCAAUAACUCCAGGUCAACCUUCAGAUUCAACGCCUAGGCUGUACAGGAACAUCUCGAAUUCAGCUCAGAAGGCAUUGUCCUCAACAUUAGCAUUUGCUGCUAUGUUCGAAACAGACACAAGAACGAAGCAUGCCGACGGACAUCACGCUGUCGGUGGUAAGGCUGUUGGGGAAUCUGCUCAUGGUCUUCAGAAUGAUUCAGCGAAGGCCUCGAAAAUUCUGGAUUUCUUGGCUAACAUUGGGAAGAAGAAGCAAUAGUGUUCGAGAACUGCAGGUUUUAGCAGUUUAGAGGGAUACUGUCUCAUAAGUUUUGGGAAUAUGUCCUUUAUUGGCGCGACCGUGGCAAGACUAAUUACCUAUUCAAGUGGCAAUAGGCAGCUAUGAUUUGGGCAGUAGUCGGGUCCUUCAUAAUGUCUCUUUUUAUGUAGCAGUCAAGUCUCUCAAUUUAGGUAAAAGGUCGCUUUAGAAGAGAUCUCAGAUCACCGAAAAGGGAUUUGAGGGGGGGAUGUAUCCGAGUAAGCACACAAAUUUCCAGGAAAGCAAUGCUCACGCGUCACCCACACGCCUUCUCGUCGGAAGUUCGGAACUAAAUAUGUUUUAUCUCGGCAAGUUGCGUAUCUACCAGUCCGGAAUGGGAACAACACCGGAGAAAAGUUAAGAUUCAGACACGAGAGCAUGCUGCGGAUACACAUCGAUGAGUAUACUGAAGAGAACUCGCAACGUCCUUAGUAAGUUGAUGAACCAGCACCAGCAAAAGAACUGAUAAUCAGUACCAGUAGUUCAAUCCUUAAUUCUACAUCUGCUUGCAGUUUAGUUAAAGGGAUGCUUCUACGUCAAGGAGAGUAGCUAAAGAAGUCUUUCCCAUCAAAUCAUUCUUAUGUGUUGACAUAAGAAAGAAUCAUGGAAGGUUCCUCUGUCGCUUCGAUUAUUACUAUUCUUAAGAAAAGGGAUAUUCUCUGGUCUGCUAA
Molecule: messenger RNA, 3861 nt
Organism: Syzygium oleosum
Lineage: Eukaryota; Viridiplantae; Streptophyta; Magnoliopsida; Myrtales; Myrtaceae
Exons: 8
Coding region: 332-3151 (939 amino acids)
Biological process (GO): negative regulation of DNA-templated transcription
Cellular component (GO): nucleus
Molecular function (GO): metal ion binding; RNA binding
Source: RefSeq, a predicted model, not a curated record